Molecule: messenger RNA, 1611 nt
Organism: Paraglomus occultum
Lineage: Eukaryota; Fungi; Glomeromycota; Glomeromycetes; Paraglomerales; Paraglomeraceae
Source: the annotation of a GenBank genome assembly
AUGUCAACGAUAAUCGAGAUUCUUUCGCUUUUUUCUUUCCGGGAUGUCGUGAACGUCUUUUGUAUUAUCUCUAUACUCUACGUCAUCAAGUUUUACAUUUUGUACUUUACUCGCACAAACUCGCUUCCCGGACCAUUUCCGCUUCCGUUAGUAGGCAAUCUCUUUCAGAUAUUAUUGUUUGCCGGGGAUAUCAGUAAAUGGGCGCUACACUGUCAGGAGAAAUAUGGUGACGUAUGGGAAACGUAUAUUGGCACUGCGAAGAUUGUGUGGUUGGCCAGAGCCGAUCUAAUAGAGAAAUUGAUGAAUUCUUCAAGAAACAGCAACUAUUUUCACAGAACAUGGGAAAAUCAUGGAUACGAGAUGCUAGGGUUCUCCUCAUCUGGUAUAGUGUUUAACAGAAAUAAAACCACGUGGGCCUUUAACAGGAAAAUGUUUGCUCAAGCUGUUGGCAGUAGCAUAUUCACCGACCCGGUCAUAGAAUGGAUACAAACGGUGUUUGUGGAGAUGGAAAGAUAUUUGCUUGAUUUAGGGUUCGAUGAAAAAGAAUUUAACUUUGCCGAGUGGGCUCCGCGGCUCUUUACGGACAUGCUAUUUUCCAUGACAAUGGACAAGUACGCCUGCACGAUGGCCAUGUUAUAUAAUUCUCAUAACCCGCUCAAAUUGGCUCCGUACCCGGAAGAAAUAGUUGCCGAAUCAGACGCCUUUGUGAAAGCUUUGCACACGCACUUCCGUUCGUUAAAGUAUUUCCGAUUUACGCCAGAGAUUAUUCGUAAGAAGACUCCCUUUGGUCGCAAAAAGGCCAAAGAGUAUUUGGAUAACCUGGUUUGGUUACGAAGUGUAUUGAUCAAUAUUAUUCAAGAGAAGAAGAAGAAAAUCAUGAAUACUGACGAGCCGGUCAAACUGAAACCUGAUUUAAUGACAUUACUGGCUGCGGUGAAUACACCAAAAGACAUGACGAAAAAGUUGGAGAGUAUUGUUGAGCCACCGCUAACAGAUGAAGAGAUUGGAAACUGUUUCAUGGACAUAACAACUGCUGGUAUUGAUUCGUCGUCAAACCUGAUUUGUUCCAUAAUCUAUUGUAUAAUCAUACAUCCAGAGGUCAAGAAGCGUCUUCGUGCCGAAUUAGACACAGUUCUCGGCACGGAUCCUACUCGUUUAAUCAGCUACGAAGAUUUGAACAAACUUGAAUAUACAAAAGCCGUUAUCCAAGAGGUUUCUCGACUGCAUCCCGUUACACCUUUCACUUCCAGAUUACCUGACAAGGAUGAUGUAAUUGGUGGAUAUCCUAUCAAGGGCGGCGAACUGAUAUUCGUUAGUAUCAUUGGAAUUCAAGUAAAUCCGAAACACUGGCCCGAUCCAAAAGAAUUUAAUCCCGAUCGCUUCUUGAAACAAAGCGGCAGCAUGAAGAAUGAAUUUCCUAUGUUUGGAGGUGGUCUGCGUAUAUGUCCAGGCAGGCAUUUGGCUAUGACUGAAAUGAAAAUUAUUAUCGCAAUGAUAUUCCGAAAAUUUGAUCCUGAAUUGGCUACACCGGAUACCAAACCAAAGUACAAGUAUGAAGCCUUAAUCCGUUGUCACGAGUUGAUGUUGAGAUUUAAGAAACGGAUCGAAUAG